Molecule: messenger RNA, 942 nt
Organism: Moneuplotes crassus
Lineage: Eukaryota; Ciliophora; Spirotrichea; Euplotida; Euplotidae
Source: the annotation of a GenBank genome assembly
UAAAAAUGUCUCAAUCAAAACUACAUAGAGCCGCAGCGUACCAUCCAAAGAAGAGGUAUACCUUCAAGACAUUCAGAGCAUCAAGGAACAAUAGCAAGAAGUCCCUUAACAAGAGCAACCUGAAUCACUACGGCCAGAGAAGCCCAGAGUCCCGGAAACUUUCAGAGAAUUUGCAGAAGAUCAUAGUACUCAGAAUAAUGAAAAGAUUCAAGCCUCAGCAAAAGACUAGUAGCCUUGAACAUCAGAUCCUAGACUGGAUUGAUCUCUACAAAAACAACAAGACUCACAAAGGUCCGAUCCUCUUCACAGAGUCUAUGAUAAGCCAAUGUGUCAGAGAUAUCCAAACAAGGGAUUCAUCAGCAAAUGUCUCAAUACCAGCCCUCCAGAAUAUCAGGCAUAAGAGCCAAAAGAGAGAUGGAAAAAGGGCUAUGAUGCAUACACUCAAUAGUAGCCAGAGAAGUGUCGACAUGAAAGAAAAACACCCAAUGAACCUAGAUAGGUCCUUAAAAACUUUGAGCUACCAGCAUGGCUCCUUUAGAGAAAGGAGCUUCCAGAAAGUCUCAUCUCGUAUCAAAAGAAUGAUUCCUGAGAUUAACAGUAGCAGCAACAGAAAGGAAGCAGGCCUUCACACUGGUAUCCCCCACCUUCGAAACCGAACAGACCAUAAUUCUAGUCUUAGAAGGGAGCACCGAAAUAGUGCUUCGAACGACUUAAACAGUCUGGACAUAAAAUAGAAGCUUACAUCAGAAAGAAUUCAGAAAAAUGGUCCUAAACGACCUGGCCGAGUCCUCAAACCUCAAAGAAACCAUGCUUCUUAACGAAAGACUCGAAGAUGAGAGACUAGCCAAACAGUACAAAAUGGAGCAUGAGAAAGAUCUCAAGACUCAGAACUGGUUAAAAAUUGAAACGUUCAGAUAAAAACCCGAGAGCUUUUUCACUACA